Molecule: messenger RNA, 28016 nt
Organism: Coregonus sp. 'balchen'
Lineage: Eukaryota; Metazoa; Chordata; Actinopteri; Salmoniformes; Salmonidae
Source: the annotation of a GenBank genome assembly
AGAGAUUCCGCAUUACGUCAUCGGCAGAAGCCAUACAUACUCGAGGCAAAUGCUGGGUUGCGCUACUCGAAAAUUUCCAUCACAUCACCACUGCAAAAGGCGUUUGUAAAAACAGGAAUAGACCGUUCUAGGGGUAAUGUACAAUUGACCCAAAUGAAUCUUAAUCACGUCUAUGGACACGGCUGACACGUCUAACCUGGAUGUAAACAAUGCAGUUUUAUUCCUCCAAAUCCUGGUAAGUAUAGACAGCACAAGUGCACUGGAACGACCUUAUUAUUACUCGUGUAAAAUCCAAGUUACUGUAUAGGAACUAGUGAGAUCGAGAUGUUUUUUUAAAAUCACGAGGCAAAAUGCAUGUCAAUUGUUAGGAUUGAAGGAUUGACAAUUUGGGUGUUGUAAAAAUGCCUCAUUUGUUGUUAUUAUGCCUCAUUUGUAGUGCCUCUGUCGUAACAUGGGAUACAGGUUAUUGCAAUGGAUGUACAUAUACAUCUGUUGUUGCCUUUCUUCACUCAUCAUGUGUGUUGGACAAGAAACGUUGACAAAUGAUGCUCUUGGUAUUUCACACUGUAAAUCAUAGUGUUUCUCAGUUCUUUCUGAAAUGCACCAGAGCUGAGCAGGAUCCAUUGUGGUUAAAGUAAUCAAGUCAUUGACAUGGCUAUCAUGGCUCGUUUAUAAAACUGUAACGGCAUCAGCAACCAACAGUUUGGUAGACUACAUGACCAGAACUAUGUGGACACCUGCUCUUCGAACAUCUCAUUCCAAAAUCAUGGGCAUUAAUAUGGAGUUGGUCUCCCCUUUGCUGCUAUAACAGCCUCCACUCUUCUGGGAAGGCUUUCCACUAGAUGUUGGAACAUUGCUGCUGGGACUUGCUUUCAUUCAGCCACAAGAGCAUUAGUGAGGUCGAGCAGUGAUGUUGGGCGAUUAGGCCUGGCUCACAGUCGGCGUUCCAAUUCAUUCCAAAGGUGUUCGAUGGGGUUGAGGUCAGGGCUCUGUGCAGGCCAGUCAAGUUCUUCCACACAGAUCUCGACAAACCAUUUCUGUAUGGACCUCGCUUUGUGCACGGGGGCAUUGUCAUGCUGAAACAGGAAAGGGCCUUCCCCAAACUGUUGCCACAAAGUUGGAAGCACAGAAUCGUCUAGAAUGUCAUUGUAUGCUGUAGUGUUAAGAUUUCCCUUCACUGGAACUAAGGGGCCUAGCCCGAACCAUGAAAAACAGCCCCAGACCAUUAUUCCUCCUCCACCAAACUUUACAGUUGGCACUAUGCAUUUGGGCAGGUAGCGUUCUCCAGGCAUCCGCCAAACCCAGAUUUGUCCAUCGGACUGCCAGAUGGUGAAGCGUGAUUCAUCACUCCAGAGAUCGCGUUUCCAGAGUCCAAUGGUGGCAAGCUUUACACCACUCCAGCCGAUGCUUGGCAUUGCGCAUGGUGACCUUAGACUUGUGUGCGGCUGCUCGGCCAUGGAAACCCAUUUCAGGAAGCUCCCGACGAACAGUUCUUGUGCUGACGUUGCUUCCAGAGGCAGUUUGGAACUCGGUAGUGAGUGUUGCAACCUAGGACAGGUGAUUUUUACGCGCUACGUGCUUCAGCACUCUGUGGUACCAUUCUGUGUGCUUAUGUGGCCUACCAUUCCGUGGCUGAGUCGUUGUUGAUCCUAGAUGUUUUUUACACUUCACAAUAAAAGCACUUACAGUUGACCGGGGCAGCUCUAACAGGGCAGAAAUUUGACGAACUGACUUGUUAGAAAGGUGGCAUCCUAUGACGGUGCCACGUUGAAAGUCACUGAGCUCUUCAGUAAGGCCAUUGUACCGCCAGUGUUUGUCUAUGGAGAUUGCAUGGCUGUGUGCUCAAUUUUAUACACCUGUCAGCAACGGGUGUGGCUGAAAUAGCCGAAUCCACUAAUUUGAAGGUGUGUCCACAUACUUUUGUAUAUAUAGUGUAUACAGUGCCUUCGGAAAGUAUUCAGACCUCUUGACACAUUUUGUUACUUUACAGCCUUAUUCUAAAAUUGAUUAAAUUGUUUUUUUCCCCCCUCAUCAACCUACACACAAUACCCCAUAAUGACAAAGCAAAAACAGGUUUCAGACCCUUUACUCAGUCCUUUGUUGAAGCAUCUUUGGCAGCGAUUACAGCAUUGAGUCUUCUUGGGUAUGACGCUACAAGCUUGGUACACCUGUAUUUGGGGAAUUUCUCCCAUUCUUCUCUGCAGAUCCUCUCAAGCGCUGUCAGGUUGGAUGGGCAGCAUUGCUGCACAGCUAUUUUCAGGUCUCUCCAGAGAUGUUCGAUCGGGUUCAAGUCCGGGCUCUGGCUGGGCCACUCAAGGACAUUCAGAGACUUGUCCCGAAGCCACUCCUGCGUUGUCUUGGCUGUGUGCUUAGGGUCGUUGUCCUGUUGGAAGGUAAACCUACGCCCCAGUCUGAGGUCCUGAGUGCUGUGGAGCAUGUUUUCAUCAAGGAUCUCUCUGUACUUUGCUCCGUUCAUCUUUCCCUUGAUCCUGUCUUGUCUCCCAGUCCCUGCUGCUGAAAACAUCCCCACAGCAUGAUGCUGCCACCACCAUGCUUCACCGUAGGGUUGGUGCCAAGUUUCCUCCAGACGUGACGCUUGGCAUUCAGGCCAAAGAGUUCAAUCUUGGUUUUAACAGACCAGAGAAUCUUGUUUCUCAUGGUCUGAGAGUCUUUAGGUGCCUUUUGGCAAACUCCAAGCGGGCUGUCAUGUGCUUUUUACUGAGGAGUGGCUUCUGUCUGGUCACUCUACCAUAAAGGCCUGAUUGGUGGAAUGCUGCAGAGAUGGUUGUCCUUCUGGAAGGUUAUCCUAUCUCCACAGAGGAACCUCCCUGACCAAGGCCCUUCUCCCCCGAUUGCUCAGUUUGGCCGGGCGGCCAGUUCUAGGAAGAGUCUUGGUGGUUCCAAACUUCUUCCAUUUAGGAAUGAUUGAGGCCACUGUGUUCUUGGGGACCUUCAAUGCUGCAGACAUUUUUUGGUACCCUUCCCCAGAUCGGUGCCUCGACACAAUCCUGUCUCGAAGCUCUAUGGACAAUUCCUUUGACCUCAUGGCUUAGUUUUUGCUCUGACAUGCACUGUCAACUGUGGGACCUUAUAUAGACAGGUGUGUGCCUUUCCAAAUCAUGUCCAAUCAAUUGAUUUUACCACAGGUGGACUCCAAUCAAGUUGUAGAAACAUCUCAAGGAUGAUCAAUGGAAACAGGAUGCACCUGAGCUCAAUUUUGAGUCUCAUAGCAAAGGGUCUGAAUACUUAUGUAAAUAAAGUAUUUAAGUUUUUUAUUUUUAAUACAUUUGAAAAAUAUAUAUAUAUACACUGUUUUCACUUUGUCAUUAUGAGGUAUUGUGUGUAGAUUUCUGAGGAAAUGUUUUUAUUUAAUCAAUUUUAGUAUAAGGCUGUAACGUAACAAAAUGUGGAAAAAGUCAAGGGGUCUGAAUACUUUCCGAAUGCACUGUAUAUCAGCAUAUUCCCAACGAUCCAGUUUUUCUGUUGUUGCAGAGAUAUCCUGAAGCAGUUUCACUAAUCACCUUUGUAAAGCAGCCAGUAUCAGAGUUUUUUUUUUCUCACUAAGGAGCUCACAUUUGGACACAGUGUCAGUUCAGGAACAACACAGUUCUGCUUUUCUUUCUUUGACUGUGGUAAAAAAAAAAGAGCCAUAAUAGAAAUAAGGGACUUAUAAGGGAAUGGUUCAGCGUGGCUGAAAUUCAGUUAAUAACUGCGCAAGAGAGUUUAUCUAUCCACUGCAGGAAGAAAUGUGAUAGUUUUAAUAUCGCUAACAGAAACUGACUUUAUAGCCUUGGUUUGAUUCUGGCAGGGGUGGUGCGUUACAAGUCAUCUGCAAUGUUUAUGAUAUGCGAUGAUUUGCUCAUUUCAGGGCAGUUAUUUUUAAUACUGCAAGUGUAUGUGACACUGGCACAGAGCAAGAGUAAUGCUCGCUGGGUGGACGCCAAGUGAGAGGUUGGAAGGGGCUGCAACUGGAGAGCCAGUAAAGCUGUACAAGAAUGUGGAGCCUGUUCAUUUGAAGUUAAAGAUAGAGGCAGCAACACAACCUGUGUCCUGACAGUUUCUAAUUUCAGAUAUCUGACUGUAGCUAAGCUAACCCCCAUCCAACUGGGGCUGGCUGCUUUUGUUGUCAUGUUUGCCUGGUAGAGGGCUUUAUAUACUCUGUACAGUUGUUAUUAAGAAUGACAAGCCUUUGGGGUAGCACACAGACAGACAAGGAAACAGAGGACCAUGGUACAUUCUGAAGGGUAUGUUCAAAGUUGACAAGUUUGUCAUCUCCUGAUUUGUGUUGUUUGUGGUUGUUUUCAAUCUUCAAUAGGGGAAUAGUAGUUUGUGGCAAUCUUAGCUAUUUAUUUCACUGAUUUAGAAUAGCUUUCGUAAGGUCAAAUACUUGGCACAAGAGCUUGGCUCUGUUCCUUUGUGAUAUGAAAUGGGAGUUUGUGUAUGUUACAAUGUUAUUAUUAGUUAGUUGGUUACUAUGCGUUUGUUAUACAGGGGAUGUAGCUCAGUUGGUAGAGCAUGGCGUUUGCAACGCCAGGGUUGUGGGUUCGAUAAAAUAAUGUAUGCGCUAACUGUAAGUCGCUCUGGAUAAGAGCGUCUGCUAAAUGACUAAAAUGUAAAUGUAAAUGUUAUACUAUAUGAGACUCAAGUUGAUUGGAUGAUUAAUGAAUGAUUAACUGAAAAGUGUUUAACAUUGUUGUAACUUGCUUCAACUAAAACUUGACAUGACAGACAGAUAAUGCAGCCAUCUUUAUUGUGUGAAUACAGUGUCUAGGAGUGAAUGCACUACUUGCUACCAAUUUGAUCCAGUGUUACCAUAGAGGGCGUUACUCUGCAGAGAAGGGGCUGUGUGCAGAAAUAGUUUUCAUUUUUGUGUAUGUGUACAGUACCUUAAAUUAGCAUUUGGGAUGAAGCUUUUGGAAGUUCCUGCAUGUAACCUGAGGCCACUGCAUAAUAUUAGCAUAUUUAUCCCUUUCAAUUAUGUAACUUCUACUUCAUUGGUGAAAAGUGGCCAGUCUUAGUAGAAAGAGUAUAAUGAAUCAUAGUCGUUUAUCAUUUUGAUGUCAUUGUGUAAUGGAUAAGUUCUAUUCUAUUUUCAUUCUAUUUGUAAUUGCAAUGUAUUCCAAUCCUGAUUCAAACAUUGAUGUUUUGCUCCACAAACUUUGGUCCCCUCUAAAGUGAGAGAGAGGGAGGGGAGGGGGGGCAUUGCACCCUGUUUUUUAGGAAUGGAGUGACUGGGUUCUUUGCUACCAUGGCAACUUACCACAUGACUAGGUGUAUUAGAUUUCCUUGGACAGUGUGCAGCGAGGCAUGGUGUGAGCAUUCGCUAGCUCUGCCACUCUGCUACUGUGAAACGCUCGUCCUUGUCUCGCUCAAGUUUUUCAAUGCCCUGUAGGGACCGUCCGCAGGCUAUUAAUAUGUCCUGACGGUCACCAGGUAAGAAAUUAUGUGUCAUGUUGACAUUCAUUCAAGUGAAAAUGGGCAGUGUGAGGUGGUCAAAUGUUAUUAGGCAUUGAUGGAAGAAAUGACCCUGAGUUGUGUCAUUCAUAUCACAGAUUAUGUUUAGUGAAGGACUCUUGGUACUAAUGAUACAGUAUCUUGUGUUGAUUCAGGCUAUGAAGUGAAUUGAGAUAAUAUAGUGUGGAUGGUGACAUCAAGUGGAUGGUGAUACAGUAUGUAGAGGGUACUGGUGGUGAUAACCAAGUGGAUAAUAGUGUUGCUGUUGUAGAAGUGGUGUCAGAUACUUAGUACUGUAGUGUUUGACUGAGGGCUUACUAAAUGCAUGAGACAGUAGGAUGUACAUUACAUGAUAGCAGUUGUGGCUGAGCAGUAGCACAACUAUGGAGUAAUACUACAACUACUAAAGCUGUUGAGUUAGUAGUGUUACGUUCAUGUAUUUCUUUUAAUAAAAUGACCGCAUGGGAAGCAAUAUUGUAUUGUCUGCACUCAAUAAUUACCUAAUCAUUGAUCCAUUACAAAAGUGUCACAAAUAGGACUCAAGUAUUCAAAUAAUUAAAAAAAUGUUAUUAUUUUAAUUCAAACUGUCAUGGCCCAGUGAGUGUAAGUCAUUACUCAUGAAUAGUGUUACGAAACCAAUAACUAACCUACUGAUUUUGCUGCACUCGUUAUGUCUUGGGGUAUUAGGCCUAGCUACGUGGUCUGUAACCUGACUGAAUGGGUGCUUUAAUGUGAGAAAUCAGUGUUUGAGGACCGUGUUGGAUGCACAUGUGGCCAGGGAGACAGCAACCUUACCUUGACCCAAGGCUAGCUCUGUCUCUCUUGACUUCUUGGUCGGCCAGUCCAAGCAGAUUAUUAUUUGCUCAGAUGGUGACAAAACAUAAAUAUGUACAAAAAGGAAAAACACCAAAGGCAUGCCCAAACUAAAGACUCAAAAACAAACGGAAGGCCUGAUGGCCACCAAGCAAAACCAGCAGCAUCAUGUUGUAAGCUGGGACAUUGACUGACAAUCCUAAUUGACAGCACCUGAUAUGCUUAUCAAGCCUUGGCUCCGCACCUAGACACGGUUGCUGCGAACUGGGGGAUGGAGUGUGGAAGUGUGUCCUGGAUAGUGUGUUUGUCUAUGUCUUAACACUAACAUUCCCCCAUAUCAUAACAAUAGUCACUCUGUUUUCCUCUCCUCUCCUCCUGAUCAGAAUGAUUGAAGAUCGUGGGAGGAGUGGUGACAUAAUGGCGGAGAGACGACAACUGUUCGCAGAGAUGCGUAAGUGUACAGGGCGAUCUCUGAAAAGUAGUGAACCACGUUCAAAGUAUUAUAACUAUUGUAUACAUAAUAAUAACAUUCACCAGGUUAUUAAUGACAUUUACCAAGUAAUUUACCUUGUUACCUCUAAGAAAGAUUCCAGUAUAGGAUCCAGUAUUGGCCAACACAGCUUAUUUUCAUUAGCAAUACUAGACAGGAAUCUAUUGUUAAGGACCACAUGAAUGCACUAUCUGCAUGGACAUAGUGUGUGAGGCAACACUCUUCCCCCUGUAGCUCCACAAAGUCUAUCAUCAGCAGCAUUCCUGUGUUACUGUCUGUCAUAUUGCCUUGCACACAAAUUAAUUUUUUCCUACAGGGGCACAAGAGUUGGAUUCCAUAAGAUUGUCCACGUAUAGAACAGCUUGCAAACUCAGAUUCGUUCAGAAGAAAUGCAAUCGUGAGUAUGAUGUGAUGUCCUCUGUCUGAGGUUUGAUUGUGAUUUUCUUGUGUUUCUAAAAUACACAUGGAUAAAAGGGAAAGUGUCCAUGCAUUUCUAUUCUACUCUAUCUUUUCACAGUCCAUUUGGUGGACAUCUGGAAUGUGAUUGAGGCGUUCCGAGAGAACGGCCUGAACACCAUGGACCUCAACACAGAGUUCACUGUGGCUCGCCUGGAAGCAAUACUCUCCACCAUCUUCUACCAGCUCAACAAGCGCAUGCCCACCACCCACCAGAUAAAUGUGGAACAGUCCAUCAGUCUGCUGCUCAACUUCCUGCUGGCUGCCUAUGACCCGUGAGUAUCCACCAUGACCGCAUCACUGUGGCACGGUCACUGAGCAUGAUGAUGGGGCGAUUUUGUUGCAUGUGUGUGUGUGUGUGUGUGUGUGUGUGUGUGUGUGUGUGUGUGGUGUGUGGUGUGUGUGUGUGUGUGUGUGUGUGUGUGUGUGUGUGUGUGUGUGUGUGUGUGUGUGUGUGUGUGUGUGUGUGUGUGUGUGUGUGUGUGUGUGUGUGUGUGUGUGUGUGUGUGUGUGUGUGUGUGUGGUGUGUACACCACUUCAUUGAUGUGUGAUUAUUCUGUUCACACAGUCUUUCAUGGGAGAACGAAAUCCAGACUGACUGUUGUUUUAGCAAUGUAAUGGUCUCACAAUGGUCUUGUGUCAAGUGAUGCAUCUUUAGUUCUGAUGAAAGAAAAGAGAAAGUAAACGGUGAAAAUGACAUAGUGAUGAUGAUAAAUGCAAUUUAACCGUUUUUGCUUGUUUUUACUGUUGUAAUUACAGCGUAUAAGAGCAACUUAAAGGUGCUGCACAUAGGAUUUUGGGGAAUUUUUGCAUUGUAAUUUCAGAAAAUGUCCAAAUAUAUUUGCCGUUAAUAGUGGAAUGAUAGUGUUUCACAGUAUUACUUACCCGCCAGUGUUGUGAUUGGCUGUGAUAUUCGUCUAUUAAUUUAUCCCGCCGGAGUGUCAUCUGUUGUUCUGACCUUGUGGCAGUGUUAUCUAGUGGAAAUCGCUAAUUUCCUGGUUGCUAAAAUUCUACAAUUUCAGUUUAUGUGAGAAAAUAAGCACUGAAUACUGUAGGGAAUCAUUGUACCAUCUAAAUCAAUGUGAAAUGUAUUUAAUGACAAAAAAUAUUGUUUUUACAGCUGUUUGAAGCUGGUGGACCAAAAUUGAAAGUUACUUUCGGUUUUGGUCCAACAGCUUCAAACAGCGGUUUUGGUCCACCAGCUUCAAACGGCUGUAAAAAUGAUAUUUUCUGUUACUGAAAAUAUAUUAUAGACAUUUUCAGAAAUUAUAAUACAAAAAUUCAAAAAAAUCCUAUGAUUACAUUAUUGCAAGUAUUAUUCUUGUACUGUAUAUUCUUGACCUUUUCACAAAUACACAAAUUAUUCUGAAAAAAUACUAAACACAUUUCUUCUUUUAGGGAAAGCAUCGGAAAAAUCUCUGUCUUUGUUGUGAAGAUGGCCCUGGCAACCAUCUGCGGAGGGAAGAUUUUGGAUAAAUUAAGAUGUAAGAUACUUGGUUAAUCUUUAUUAAGAUUAUAAAUUAAGAUGAAAAUGAAUUAAUAAUUUACAGAGAAUGAUUCACCCAACAUUACUGUCCAGUGUUUACAGAUUUCUAUUAAAUAUGACCUAUAAUUAAUUACAAUAUGAGUGAAAUAGUUUUCCUUCCAAUAAAUGCUAAUUAAGUAUGCUAAAAAGCAGUUUGUCUGUGUUGGAAUGGUGUGGGCGUUAGUGGUGCGUGGGUCAGCUGUUUGUUCACCUGCACCCGCCCGCAAUUGCUAAUAACACAUCCGCAACCGCCGGACUAUAUGUGAUAAAGUGAAAAUCUGAGGCCUGCACCCGACCCUAACCUGCUAAUACAGAAAAUGCCCUGUAGGCUACAGUCAGAGACAGCAGAGCGAUUUUUUGACAGUGGGUGCAGGAUUUUUUUUUGCCUGAUUUAGAAAUGUUUCUGCAUAUAAUUUCCGACGUUUUGGUAGGCUAUUUGUUUGUCAACUUGUCUAUAAAUAGAUACAUGCACUGAGUGUACAAAACAUUAAGAACACCUUCCUAUUAUUGAGUUGCACCCCCACCUUUUGCCCUCAGAACAGCCUCAGUUCGUUGGGGCGUGGACUCUACAAGGUGUUGAAAGCAUUCCACAGGGAUGCUGGCCGAUGUUGACUCCAAUGCUUCCCACAGUUGUGUCAAGUUGGCUGGAUGUCCUUUGGGUGGUGGACCAUUCUUGAUACACACGGGAAACUGUUGAGCGUGAAAAACCCAGAAUCGUUGCAGUUCUUGACCCUGGUGCCUACCACCAUACCCCGUUCAAAGCACAGGAGGUUGGUGGCACCUUAAUUGGUGAGGACGGGCUCGUGGUAAUGGCUGGAGCGGAAUCAGUGGAAUGGUAUCAAAUACAUCAAACACAUGGUUUGAUGCUAUUCCAUUCGCUCUGUUCCAGCCAUUAUUAUGAGCCAUUCUCCUCUCAGCAGCCUCCACUGGUUCAAAGGCACUUCAAUCUUUUGUUUUGCCCAUUCACCCUCUGAAUGGCACACAUACACAAUCCAUGUCUCAAUUGUCUCAAGGCUUAAAAAUCCUUCUUUAACCUUUCUCUAUCCCUUCAUCUACAGUGAUUGAAGUGGAUUUAACAAGUGACAUCAAUAAGGGAUCAUAGCUUUCACCUGGUCGGUCUGUCAUGGAAAGAGCUGUUAAUGUUUUGUAUACUCUAUGUAUGUAGCCCUAGAAGACUAAGUAAACCCUUGCUCAUCAGAAUAAUGUCAUAAAUCGAUAGAAUGAAUGCUUCAAUCUAGUAAAGUUCUCUCUGUCAUAUCUGCUUCUUUCGUGGAGCAAAGACGUUUAGGGACCAGGGAGAAAAUGCAAUAACCCUAAAGAAACGGGAAAGAUUUCCUUUGCAAAAUUUCCAAAUGGCAUCAGGUUGACCAGUUGUAAGGAAAUAAUAAAAAAAUAAAAAAAUUGAUGAUGAUAAGAUUUCAGUUCGGCUUGGAUGCAUAUUUUAUGUGGUUGAAAUACUAUCAGCUUUUAUGACGCUGAUAAAGAUAGCACCUCUACAGAUGGUAUCUAACUGCGCAUUCGCAUUCUCUCAAGAUGCCAAAAUAAAUCAAUCCUAUUUCUCCACUCCUGUUCCCGAGUAAAAAUGUAGCCUACAUUUGGUGUUUAAUUUUACUGCAAGAAACGCUUAAUUCUGCAGGAGUUAAUAUUAAGGCUAUGUGAGAAGUUAUAGACCUACAGUCAGUGUCUAGAUUUCCAUUUAACCCAUCUGAACAGUAGGCUACAGUUCCCUUGACGUGCCGUGAAAAAGUAUUUGCCCCCUUUCUGAUUUUCUCUAUUCUUCCAUAUUUUUUUGAUACUGAAUGUUAUUAGAUCAUCAACCAAAACCUAAUAUUAGAUAAAGGGAACCUGAGUUUACAAAAAAAACAAAUAUGAUAUACUUAUUUUAUUUAUUUAAUUAACAAAGUUAUGCAACACCCAAUUCCCCUGUGUGAAAAAGUAGUUGCCCCCUUACACUCAAUAACUAGUUGUGCCACCUUUUGCUGCAAUGACUGCAACCAAAUGCUUCCUAUAGUUGUUGAUCAGUCUCUCACAUCGUUGUGGAGGAAUUUUGGCCCACUCUUGCAUGCAGAACUGCUUUAACUCAGCAAAAUGUUUGGGUUUUCAAGCAUGAACUGCUCGUUUCAAGUCCUGCCACAACAUCUCAAUUGGGAUUAGGUUUGGACUAUAUCAACAAUGGACAAAUAAUGAAACAAAUACCAAAUAACUAUUCAUGGCUGGGAGAAGUCAUUAUUUAUAGUAAAAAGGAUAAACUUAUUACAUAAUCCACUAAUCUAUUGCAGCAGAGCAGCCGCAGCUACUCAUAGGGAAAAUAAAUGGAGGGUUAGGGUAUUUUAGCUUAUGUUUUAUGGUAAUUAAUAUGGAUUGCUACGCACCUUUCAUUCGUUUAGUUUUUGCAACGCAAUACACAGCAUGAUUGCACUGCCUAUUGCUGCAAUUAGCGAACAAUGGUGACAGCUGACAAUGAAUUUGAUCAAUUAAUUAUAUAUUUUGGAGUAACGCCUCCCCCCCCCCAUUUUCUGCCCAGAUGUUUUUUCACAGAUGUCAGACCCUGGUGGCAUAAUGGUAUACUCCCAAUUUGACCAGUUUCUGAGGGAGAUUCUCAAAUUACCAAUGACUGUUUUUGAGGGACCUUCCUUUGGCUAUACUGAGCAAGCCACAAGAACUUGCUUUGCACAGCAGGUGAGAGUCCCAUCUACACUGAAAAUUAACAUACAUUUUCAAGUAAAUCAAUGAUUGAAUGUAUACAACACACUAUUGGUAUAGAUACUGUAUAGGGGAUGGAUGUUGUAAUUGUGUAUGAAACAUCCAUCAUAUUACUGUAUUUUCUUUCUAGUACUACCCCAUAUGCCAAACCUGUAUGUGAUGUGUAACCCCCUCCUCUACUGUAUGUGAUGUGUAACCCCCUCCUCUACUGUAUGUUGACAGAAAAAGGUCUCCCUCAACACAUUCCUGGACACGCUGAUGUCAGACCCUCCUCCUCAGUGUCUGGUGUGGUUACCACUUAUGCAUCGCUUGGCUAAUGUGGAGAAUGGUGAGCCACCACUGCCACCACAGCAUAUUUAACACAUUCAUGGGAUAGCUGCGGGUAGGAAUGAUGGGUAAUUUUGUUUCAUAUCAUCGCAUUGAGUCACUACACAGUAGACAUACAUGCUCAGGCACACACAUUCCCAUGCCCGAGUGUGAGCACACACACACAGCGUUCCACCAUCGCCCACCUCUUAACCCCUCAUGAAUGACAAGGAACUGACAACAGAAUUAAAGUCUUACACACACUGAUGAUCACAGAACACCCUACCUUAUUUGCUGUCUGAUAGACCUGCAAACAUCCCAGGGUCGUUGUCCUUUAUAAAGAUAUCGGUUGCACCCAAUAUGUAUUUGUAUCCAACAACCUUUGGCGUGUGUGUGUGUGUGUGUUAUAUGUAUGCACGUGCGCGUACGUGCAUCCCCAUGCACGUGUGUGUUUGUCUGUGUGCGUGCGUGGACAUGUAUGCACAUGUUUGUGUGUGUGUGCCAUGCCCCCCCCCAACCCUUUCCCUCCGUCCCUGCAGUGUUCCACCCAGUCGAGUGCUCUUACUGCCACAGUGAGAGUAUGAUGGGCUUCCGCUACCGCUGCCAGCAAUGUCAUAAUUACCAGCUGUGUCAGGACUGCUUCUGGAGGGGGCAUGCCAGCGGUUCCCAUAGUAACCAGCACCAAAUGAAGGAGUACACGUCAUGGGUAAGGGGGGUGAUGGGGUGGGGAGAGGUGUGGACGUGACUGCAUCAGGCCAGCCAGCCAGUGCAGCAGCCAUUUCUGCUUUGCUUCACCCAAUACAGCGCUAUGGAGAUGAUGAUGAGACUGUGAUUUGAUUCUCUUACAUUUUGGUCAAUGACAUCUAGUCCUAUAUCAAAUUUUCUGUCAUUACUCUGUUUUAAGUGCCUCUCCUUGCCCUCCGAAAUCACACAUAGCAUCUUUUGGGUUUCUCCCAGAAAUCGCCUGCUAAGAAGUUAUCUAAUGCUCUCAGCAAGUCUCUGAGCUGUGCAUCCAGCAGAGAACCUUUACACCCUAUGUUUCCUGACAUGCCAGAGAAACCUCUGAACCUUGCCCACAUUGUGUAAGUAUGGGGCCAUUCUAUUCUAUUCAUACAGUAACAUAGUAAAACUUGUAUUCAAUACCAUAAUCAUCCUUUUCAAUUUCAAUACAUUUCAUAUCCAUCCCAUCAUCCCUUACCAGAGCCCCUUAUCCCCAAAGUAAAUGUUGAAACAUGAUGAAUUGUAUGUACUGUAUAUCUACAUGUUUUGUAAUUACCUUAUAUUUAUAUACAUUACACUACAUGCUUCUAACACUCAAGUAAUAACAAUCAAUCAAUUGUCGGAUGCACAUGAUCAAUUCAUGUUAGCUGUAGGAAUAAAAUAGUGGCAAUUUAUUCUAAUGGUUGACAGUGUGAGACAAAUAUUAAUUUGGUCAUCUAGACCCUUUUCAUGUGAAAGUGAAUUCAGUUGUACCACUCCCUGUGGCCGUUGUAGUGCAUGCAUGGAUUGCAUGCACUACAGGAUUGUAACAAAUGUCUUUGUUCUUUUCUUGCUGCAAAAUAGAGACACUUGGUAAGUUUGCUUUGAAUACUUGCCUAGAAUAUGCCUGUAGUACAUUUAAUUAGAUCAACUCAAGUACUAUAGAAGGCAGUGUAAUAUGUUACUAGUAGCUAGUGGCAUAUUAUUUUGUCCUUAUAUACUAUGCCCUGUAGUUCCUGAAAGUCACAUCCAUUUUAGCACAACCAACUUGUGUGCAGUUUACUACAGAUUUCUGCAUCAGUUAUCCUGACCCUCCUUUGUGCCACAUGUGAAUACCUUUUUAGGUCAUGUAAACAAUACGAUUAUGAGGAGUUAAUGACCUUUGGAUGAGUGAGGAGGGAAUCCACACCCACGCAUUGUUUGCAUGACAAUAUUGUCACAAUCAGAAACUGCAGUCAUUGUGCCCUGACUCCCCAGACCCAUUCAAUGCUCCUUCGGCCUUCUGAGACCUAGAUCAGAAAGACACAGGCACACACACACACACAGUCUGUGUCUCUCUCUCUCUCUCUCUCUCUCUCUCUCUCUCUCUCUCUCUCUCUCUCUCACACACUCACACUCACACUCACACUCACACUCACACCCACACACACACACACACACACAGUUAUGCAACAGUGGCUUCUCUUCCAUUUGAGGAUGGGAGCAGCUACUGUCAUGUUGGCUGUUUGAACAUGAUCAAGUUUGUCUCCUGCACCACAGGCCUCCCAGACCAAUGAACAGCACCAAUGACUUCAUGCUCUCCCACUCCAUGCCCACGUCAGGGAACCCUUACUCUAAGAAGUAAGUAUCUGACUGCAACGAGGCCGUAUGCAGAAUCUUCAAAAAGAGAAUCAGGUUACCUGACUGUACAUGUUCAUCUUGAUUAAAGAUGAACACAUCCACUUAAGUCCCCUGAAAGUCAGGGUAGAUUGUUGUGUUUGUGUGUGUUGCUCCUUUCGUGGUCUCACUCUUUUGUCUGGUGUAAAUAGCUUGCCUUAUAAUACCAAGAAUAAUGAAGCUGAGCAGAGAAAACAGUUGGCUAGGGCUGCUCCAGAUCUGUUGAAAGGAAGGGGGUAAGUAACCCAGUGACCCAAGGGGGGCUACUGCCUAUGAGAAUGGUUUGGUGACUCAGAUGCAUGCACAAACUAAUUUAGAUAGAUAUAGGCUGUAAUUUAAAUGGAAUUAUAUUCCUUAUAUAGCGCAUUACUUAAGUAGUGCUCUAUUAUUGGGAAUAUGGUGCCAUUUCAGACGCAAAUAUAGUCAUUAUAGAGCGUACACUGUAGUGCUCAUUGUUCCAGUGGAGCCGUUCACUCUUCUCGUUUCCUAUAGAUGGGUUUACACAGUGAUACUCAAGGGGCUAUUUGAAAGAUGCUAGAUGGUGCUUGCAUAGUAAAGGCCAUUGACCAUUCAUUAGGAUAGAGUAUCUAUUACAAUCAUUUUCAUAGGUGUCCCACAUUACCUGGGAGAGUGAAACUAACUGUUGCACUAAUAUUAACUUGGAGUCUCUCGCUCAAGUUUCUUUUACAAUGAUUAACAUACAACUACACUCCUUUUUACAUACUUGUAUAUCCUUUUAUUUUCUGUUUCGCUGGCUCGUAAUGUCAGCCUUGGACUCAGAUACACACACACACACUGAGCGAGCCAGGGGAAGUUACAGGACAAGUUACAUACAUAGUUAUCUGGCGUCAGUGAGUCCUCAAUCAUUUCUAUGUAUAGGAGCUGCACCUGCACUUGAUGCUAGUCUAAGGAAAGAGACAAAGGCUCCAUUGGUUUGAACACUGACCCCAUUCAUAGAGCCAGGUUUGUAAAGAUAUAUACCUUCAGUGGAUGUGAUAAUUAGUAGAGGUUGUAUGGGGUCAGUUGUUGACGAUGUGGUCAAGGUGGGGUUUUGGUCUUGUGAGUCAGUAGUAAGCAAACAGUACUUAGCAAAAAUCACUCAUUCUUGUCUUGAAAUGCUUAUUGAAAUGAUUAGCUUUAUCAGACAGAGUGGCAGUUAGUGCAUGACUACGCUUUGCAUCUUGGAGCUAUAGGUUAUUUAGCACAUUUUUCAAAAUGUCAAAUGAACGACAUAUUAAUGUUUUGACAUUAAUUUACUUACAUUACUUUCACUGUUGAAAACCUUAACACUGUCUAUUCAGAUUAAAUUCCCAUAAAGAUAUUAUGAUACAGGAUUAGAGAUAUAAAUGCAGGGUUUUUUCUCUGUGUACUGUAAAUUAUUUGAAAAUGCAGUACAGGUACAGUAUCACAUUCCUAUCCAUAGUAUUAGUAUCAAAAGAGAAUACAACAGGGAUAGCAUAACACAGUUUUGUGUUUUCUUCUAUUGACUCAUUCAAUGACGGAGAAGACAUUCUGUCUCUCUCCAGACCUGUUCUUGUCCAGUACUCUCUUCUCCUUCCUGUUCUCAUCAUGUAUGUCGUUUGUGUUUGUGUUCUGAAACCCUACACUGUUCCAGGUUAAACUACAGUCUUGAUGUGGCCGAUAGACUGGCUGAUGAACAUGUUCUCAUUGGGCUGUAUGUGAAUCUCCUACAACACAACCCCACAUCAUGGUUAGUCUGGAAUCCUCUGUCUGUAAAGUAACAGUGGAAACUACAAGCUACAGUGCCUUCAGAAUGUAUUCUUAUCCUUUAACUUAUUCCACAUUUUGUUGUGUUACAGCCUGAAUUCAACAUGGAUCAACUAUUUUUUCUCUCUCACCCAUCUACACACAAUACCCCAUAAUGACAAAGUGAAAAACAUGUUUUAGAAAUUUUAGCAAAUUUAUUGAAAAUGAAAUACACAAAUAUCUAAUUUACAUAAGUAUUCACACCCCUGAGUCAAUACGUUAGAAUCACCUUUGACAGCGAUUAUAGCUGUGAGUCUUUCUGUGUAAGUCUCUAAGAGCUUUGCACACCUGUACAAUAUUUGCACAUUAUUCUUUUAAAAAUUCUUCAAGCUCUGUCAAGUUGGUUGUUGAUAAUUGCUAGACAGCCCUUUUCAAUUCUUGCCAUAGAUUUCCAAGCCAAUUUAAGUCAAAACUGUAACUAGGCCACUCAGGAACAUUCAAUGUCGUCUUGGUAAGCAACUCCAGUGUAUAUUUGGCCUUAUGUUUUAGGUUAUUGUCCUGCUGAAAGGUGAAUUUGUCUCCCAGUGUCUAUUGAAAGCAGACUGAACCAGGUUUUCCUCUAGAAUUUGGUUUAUUUCUAUCCUAAAAAAACUCACUAGUCCUUGCCGAUGACAAGCAUACCCAGAACAUGAUGCAGCCACGACCAUGCUUGAAAAUAUGAAGAGUGGUACUCCAUGAUGUGUUGUGUUGGAUUUGCCCUAAACUUAACGGUUUGUAUUCAGGACAGAAAGUUCAUUUCUUUGCCACUUUUUUUGCAGUUUUACUUUAGUGCCUUAUUGCAAACAGAAUACAUGUUUUGGAAUAGUUUUAUUAUGUACAGGCUUCUUGUUGUUGAUCCAUCCUCAGUGAUCUCCUGUCACAGCCAUUAAACUCUGUAACUGUUUUAAAGUCACAAUUGGCCUCAUGCUGAAAUACCUAAGCGGUUUCCUUCCUCUCCUGCAACUGAGUUAGGAAGGACGCCUGUAUCUUUGUAAUGUAUUGAUAAACCAUUCAAAGUGUAAUUAAUAACUUCACCUUGCUCGAAGGGAUAUAUUCAAUGCCUGCUUUUUUGUUGUUGUUUUUUACCCAUCUACCAAUAGGUGCCCUUCUUUGUGAGGCAUUGAAAAACCUCCCUGGUCUUUGUGGUUGAAUCUGUGUUUGAAAUUCACUGCUGAACUGAGGGACCUUACAGAUAAUCAUAUGUGUGGGGUACAGAGAUGAGAUAGUCAUUCAAAAAUCAUGUUAAACACUAUUAUUGCACACAGAGUCCAUGCAACUUAUUAUGUGACUUGUUAAGCAAAGUUUUAUUCCUGAACUUAUUUCUGAACCGUAACAAAGGGGUUGAAUACUUAUUGACUGAAGACAUUUCAGCUUUUCAUUUUUUAUUAAUUUGUAAAAAAUUCUAAAAACAUAAUUCCACUUUGACAUUAUGGGGUAUUGUGUGUAGGCCAGUGACACAAAAUCUAAAUGUAAUCCAUUUAAAAUUCAGGCUGUUACAACAAAAUGUGGAAAAAGUCAAGGGGUGUGAAUACUUUCUGAAGGCACUGUAUUCACAUAGUAUUUACACCACCCCGGCACGGCUCUCCCUUUAUUAAUUGGAGCUACAAGCCUUAAUACUGCAUACACUACUCACGUCAAUCAGAAUAAAUGGAGUAUGUGUAUUCACAAACCACUGACUUGUCUUUUAACAGCUGACAUACAGUAAUGUAGCUAAGCCAUUACAAAAUGUAACACUUCUUUCAUACACCAUACUGCUUUUGCCAGCUGUUGUGCUACUUAGCAAUUAUUCUUUACGGCUAAAUCAGCGUUAUCUUGCUCAUGAAGUUGUUACAGGGCUGUAGAAAGUUGCAUUUGUUUUGCUCUUCACAUAGUAAAAAUCUAGUUUACUGCCCUAGAAUUGUCAUUUGAAUGUGCUUAUGAUGACAGCUUAGAAUUUGCUGCUUUUCCUUAUUUGCUUUGAUAAGUGGCAGUAGUCAGUUCUUUUCAGAGAAUAUCUGUGUGUUUAUGUUUGUCCUCUAUUAGAACAUCUUGGACUGUUACAGUAAAUAGUUUGAUUGGGAUUUCGAUUCUUGGACUUUAGUGCGUGUUCAUGAUUUUCAAUAAAUGCUGUACAGUAAAUCUCAACGUCUUCUACAGUUUUGUAAUUGUUCCUUUUCUCUGAAAGGAAACUCAGACCUUAACAAAAUUAUCCAGUGGAAGCUACUGACCGUUUACUGAAGUAUCCAUCCAAAAGGAAUAUUUUGUAAGGGUGCUAAGAUUGUAGGAAUCAUCUGCUUUAGUCCUGGCUGCUCCGCUCUCCUGCUGCCUCCGCCUCUCUUGACUCUGUAGUAGUAUCAUCAUAGAGAUCUUUCUGCAGAUGAAAAAUACUUACAGAUUCAACUGCAUGUAACCUUCCUUAGCAUUUGUAUAAGCUCAAUGUUGUUCUUUAUUGCGUAUAGAAUGUGCGUGUGUGCGUGAGUGCGUGUGUGUGUGUGUGUUUGUAUCUAGCUGCUUUAAGGCUUUGGCAAAAUGGCUAUGAUUUGUCCCUAAAUAGCAUCACCAAUUGACAUGGGAGUCAGAUGAUUUAACAGAUGUACAAACUACUUUACCAGUGUUUGCAUGUAAAUACUGUACAUUAUACUUAACUAAACAAUCAGAUACACUGUUCCAAUUACCAUUUCCAUGAGAAAAUUCCCAUGUUUUCCCAAUUUAUGUACAGUAGUGUAAGUAAGUACAGAACUACUCUUUAUAUUUGUCUGCAGUAUUUUGUGGCUGUGUGUCUAGUUGCUGUACUUCACUGCAGUAAAUAUGUAGGUGGAAGUGUGACUGUCUCCUCUCCUUUCUCCACCUGUAAACAGUUUGCUGGAGAGCAGUAACCACCAGGAUGAAGAGCACAGUCUCAUCGCCCGCUACGCUGCUAGACUGGCCUCUGACGCAGCCACCGCGGUGAGACACAUGCUAUCUGAGGGCAUAGAGGGAGAAAAUACCAUGAAUAGAAACCUGACAUCUUCAUGUGCACAGCACAAAUACACAUUUGUUCCAAUUACCUGUUAAAGAAGAUGAAAGUUGAGUGUGGGCCCUGAGUCAGGUCACCCAGUCAGGAAAACCUUGUGCCCCUAAGCAUAUGAUCUAUCAGUGUUCACUGUGGCUGCUAAUGUCACUACUAUGUAGUGGUUUAUGAGUAGCAGUGUAUAAGGAAAUGACAUCAGCAGGAAUAACCUCAGUACAGUAGAUAAGGUAAUGUGUCCCUGUAUGUUAUGAUAAUGUCAUGUGUCUGUGUUUUACAGAAACAAGCCCAGCAGCAGAGGGUGCCCAACGACAUCUCUUUCUCUCUGGACGCCAACAAGCAGCAGAGGCAGCUUAUUGCCGAGCUGGAGAGCAAAAACAGGUCAGGGAUGGAUUCCCUCUGAAUUCGCUUUUCUCUCUCUGUUCACCUCUUUUUUCCAACCCUGCCAAUCGUGCCAAAUUACAAGAGCGGUGAUAGGUUACUUAAUGUUCUACUCAAUGUACUUCAAAAUUACAAUGUGCUUCUCACACAAGCUGUGAUCACAAGUUAUUCAAAUGGGCUGUAGUAGGGCUGUGACGAUUAUGGGAUUUUGGGUAACAGUUAAUUGUCAUGCAAAUAGCCACGGUUAUUGACAUAAGCUGUUUUGGUGAACUACCGGUAAGCUUCAUAAUAAAAAAUGAUCUAACAGGUGAAAUGAAGAAUGCGAUCUGCUUCAUCUAGUAAUGCAGAAGUUGACUGCGGGUAUUUAUUUAAAAAAGUACACAUGUAUUCAAAAACAAACAACACAUUAUUUCUACGGUAUUGAAAAUCAUACCGUGGGUAUUUCAAAACACCCAGGAAUACGGUAUAUACGGUAUACUUCCCAACCCUAGUGCCAGCCCUUGGCUGUAGCCCUGUUUUCAUGGUAGUAUCAGAAAAAUGUGAAAGCAAGUCUAAUGACAUGAUGUGGUUAUAGUAGACUUAAUGUAGUCAAGCUAGCUGUUAAUAAUAAUAAUUUGGUGGGUGCUUAUAAUUGUCCUAUUUCACAGAUGUACAAGUUUGUAUAUUAUACGCAUGUGUGAAUUGGAAAUAUGUUUUUUGCAUAUCCCAACUCCCCAUGAGACACCCUCGGCGAGUGGGGUCAGCCAUUAUCAACAGCGACCCUGGAGCAAUUAGGGUUAAGUGCCUUGCUCAAGGGCACAUCAUCAGAUUUUUUCACCUUGUCAGCUCAAGGAUUUGAACAAGAGACCUUUCGGUUACUGGCCCAACACCUAACUGCUAGGCUACCUGUCGUCCCUAGACCCCACCUGUAAGGCAAAACACACCAUCUGAAUCACACAAAACAAAAAUAUACUGAACAAAAAUAUAAAUGCAACAUGCAACAAUUUCUGCGAUUUUACAGAGUUACAGUUCAUAUAAGGAAAUCAGUCAAUUUAAAUAAAUAAAUUAGGCACUAAUCUAUGGAUUUCACAUGACUGGGCAGGGGUGCAGCCAUGGGUGGACCUGGGAGGGCAUAGGCCCAUCCACUUAGGAGCCAGGCCCAGACAAUCAGAAUGAGUUUUUCCUCACAAAAGGGCUUUAUUACAGAUAGAAAUACUCCUCCGUUUCGGCAGCUUAUGGUAGAGAAAUGAACAUUAAAUUAUCUGGCAACAGCUCUGGUGAACAUUCUUGCAGUCAGCAUGCCAAUUGCACGCUCCCUCAAAACUUGAGACAUCUGUGGCAUUGUGUUGUGUGACAAAACUGCACAUUUUAGAGUAGCCUUUUAUUGUCCCAACCACAAGGUGCACCUGUGUAAUGAUCAUGCUGUUGAUAUGCCACACCUGUCAGGUGGGUGGAUUAUCUUGGCAAAAGAGAAAUGUUCACUAACAGGGAUGUAAAUUAAUUUGUGCAAGGAAUUUGAGAGAAUAAGCUUUUUGUGCGAAUGGAAAAAUUCUGGGAUCUUUUAUUUCAGUUCAUGAAACAUGUUACCAACACUUUACAUGUUGCAUUUAUAUUUUUGUUCAGUAUACUUCAGAAAGACUACAUAUGUGAUAUACUAGCUUCGACUGGCAUGUGUGUACGUGUGUGUAUCACAGAGAGAUCUUGCAGGAGAUCCAGCGCCUGCGAGUGCAGCACGAGCAGGCCUCCCAGCCGCCAACGGGCACGGCCCAACAGAACCCCACUCUGCUGGCCGAGCUACGGCUUCUCAGGUAGACCCAUCUCAAGUUUCUUUAAAAAAAACAAUGCUGACCAUGUAAAUGGACAUUUAAAUGUGUGUGCAUAUAAUUUAUAUACACUAUAUAUACAAAAGUAUAUGGACACCCCUUCAAAUUAGUGGAUUCGGCUAUUUCAGUCACACCCAUUGCUGACAGGUGUAUAAAAUCGAACACACAGCCAUGCAAUCAAACAUUGGCAGUAGAAUGGCCUUACUGAAGAGCUCAGUGACUUUCAACGUGGCACCGUCAUAGGAUGCCACCUUUCCAACAAGUCAGUUCAUCAAAUUUCUGCCCUGCUAGAGCUGCCCCUGUCAACUGUUGGUGCUGUUAUUGUGAAGUGGAAACGUCUAGGAGCAAAAAUGUCUCAGCCGCAAAGUGGUAGGCCACACAAGCUCACAGAAUGGGACCGCCGAGUGCUGAAGCACGUAGCGUGUAAAAAGCGCCUGUCCUCAGUUGCAACACUCACUACCGAGUUCCAAACUGCCUCUGAAAGCAACGUCAGCACAAUAAAUGUUUGUCGGAAGCUUCAUGAAAUGGGUUUCCAUGGCCGAGCAGCCGCACACAAGCCUAAGAUCACCAUGCGCAAUGCCAAGAACGUUACCUGCCCCAAAUACAUAGUGCCAACUGUAAAGUUUAGUGGAUGAAGAAUAAUGGUCUGGGGCUGUUUUUCAUGGUUCGGGCUAGGCCCCUAAGUUCCAGUGAAGGGAAAUCUAGACGAUUCUAGACGAUUCUGACAUUCUAGACGAUUCUGUGCUUCCCCAAAUUGUUGCCACAAAGUUGGAAGGCCCUUUCCUGUUUCAGCAUGACAAUGCCCCCGUGCACAAAGCGAGGUCCAUACAGAAAUGGUUUGUUGAGAUUGGUGUGGAAGAACUUGACUGGCCUGCAUGGAGCCCUGACCUCAACCCCAUCGAACACCUUUGGGAUUAAUUGGAAUGCCGACUGCAAGCCAGGCCUAAUCACCCAACAUCAGUGCCCAACCUCACUAACGCUCUUGUGGCUGAAUGGAAGCAAGUCCCCGCAGCAAUGUUCCAACAUCUAGUGGAAAGCCUUCCCAGAAGAGUGGAGGCUGUUAUAGCAGCAAAGGGGGGACCAACUCCAUAUUAAUGCCCAUGAUUUUGGAAUGAGAUGUUUGACGAGCAGGUGUCCACAUACUUUUGGUAAAGUAGUAUGUGUGUGUAUAUAUAUAUAUAUAUAUAUAUAUAUAUAAUGGUUGUUUUCCUCUACCAGGCAACGCAAAGAUGAGCUGGAGCAGAGGAUGUCCGCUCUGCAGGAGAGUCGCAGGGAACUCAUGGUACAGCUGGAGCAUCUGAUGCUGCUGCUGAAGGUGCGUAAGAAACACACACCGUGCAUGCCAUACAGUUUAAUUUCUACUAUAAUGUAGGCCUACUCAGGCCCUCCAGGAUCCGCGAUUCUGUGAUCGCAAAUUCUUUUGAAAAAUGAAAAAUUCCCCGCAUAUUAUGCGAGGGCUUGCAAAUUUUACCAAUCACCGCACUAUUUCUGCAUAAAACAGUCAAAUCAUCGCAAUGUUAUUGCAUAAAAUUGACCCAUACGCAGUACAAAAAGAGGGCUUGCAAUUUCAACCAAUCAGCGCACAUUUACCGCAUAAUAUAGUUCACUCAAGUCAUACUUAAACAAACUUUACCUUGUCAGCGCAUUUUUUGCGACAAAUUGGACAAAGUCAUUGCAUAUUACCAUGCAAUAAAACAGAAUUGCAGAUGCAAAAUGAAGCACUUUUGCCGGCAAAUAUCACAAAAAAAUCCCAGCUAAAUCCUGGAGGGACUGGGAAGAAGUGGAGAAAAUCGAACACACUUUUCAUUAUCCGACCACUAGAAGGCGCACUUCUUCAUCUCUCACCAAGGAACUUCCCUGGCUUCAGUAAAUCCUCAAGUGUUGCUCUGGUCUUGACAAGUCUUCCCUUCUCAUCCUCUGACCAUAACCCAUAACUCUGUCUUUAUCAAAAAUGACUUUGUGUUCCCCAGUUUCUUCAUGUUAAGAUGUCGAGAUAUACGAUUUAAUAGACCUUCUUCUGGUCUUUCUACCCAAGGACAGUGUUUGAUCAUAGGAUCAUAGGAUUAUGACCACUGACAAUAUACCACCAACAUCACUAUCACAUAGUAAUAGGAUAAUAUUCAGCCAAAGAGUCAGGCACAACAACAAUGGAUAGAGAAAGGUGUUUAAGAAUUCUGACAUAAACUGCUUACUCUACUGGCUUAAGUGGUAAAGCUAUCAAUCUAAUUACUCAACAGAAAGGAUAAAUGCUAAUCCAGUUGGCCCUAGCUAGCAUUGGCAUGCUAGCAUCAGACUUGCUUUAGGCCUAGGCAGAAAUUCCCAAUAGGUUUUUACAUGUGAAAGAAAUUGUCUUCAUUGAAUGAUUAUGCUAUUGUGUGUUUUGGGGACGGUAAAUGAAUAACCAUUUUUCUUAACAGGAGGAGGAAAGGAAGCAAGCUGUAAGUCUGUCUGUAAAACCUAAAAAAUAACUAAUGCUUCUUUCAAAGAGAUAUGAAGAGACUUGGGGACAAAUUAAUGUGAUUUUAUUGUGCGUUUGUGGUUUUGCUGACAAUAUAUGAUCAGCUCUAAUGGGAACUGGAAAUGCAGCAGUGAGUUGAACUAACAGCAUGUUAAAUAUUUAGAUAAUAUUGACUUAAUGAAAAGUGCUGCUAAAUGAACCUACAAUUCCUUAUGGCAUGUGUGCAAUGUUUGUUGCUCACCAAUUAUGGAUGUAUUUUUUUAUAUGCAUAACCUAACAGCUUUUUCAGCACUCAGCUGGUCUGAACUUGAGGAAUUUUUGCUCCAUUACUGGGAUCUUAUAACGUUGUAAUUAACAUAUGGGAAUGAUGCUAUAACUGAUACAACUCUUGACCAAAACUACAAUCCCCACUUUAAGUAUCCCAUACAGACCUAUGGAGAUUCAUAACUGAAUCAUUCAGUAUAAAAAUACCUCCACCAACAUUAGAUGGAUCAAUGUUGAUCAAGAUUAUCACUGGUUGUUACUGCACAGGUGUACUACUACUACUACUACUACUACUACUACUACUACUACUACUACUACUACUACUACUACUACUACUACUACUACUACUACUACUACUACUACUACUACUACUACUACUACUACUGAAACAGUGACAGGAAGUCGCUCUGGAUAAGAGCGUCUGCUAAAUGACGUAAAUGUAAAUGAGGAACUGACACCUAGAGUCAUACUAAACCCCUACUUCCUGUUUCAGACUCAGGGGCCUGGCUCCCCCCGCUCAUCCCCAAGCCACGCAGUCAGCCGGCCCAUCCCCAUGCCAACCCAGUCAGAGUCUGCCGCCACCACACCCACUCACACCCCUCAGGACUCACUCAUGGGUGUGGGAGGAGAUGUGCAGGAGGCCUUCGCUCAGGGUAAUACACACGUGCAUGUAUUCACACACACACACACAACUUUAUAGAUGAGAGUGGAUUGGCCUACUCUGGGUCUGGAGAGCCACAGUUCUCACAGAGCCUCUGUUCUAUCCCCAGGCCCCAGGAGGAACUUGAGAAAUGACCUUCUAGUUGCUGCUGACUCCAUCACCAACACCAUGUCUUCAUUGGUUAAAGAGCUCAAUUCAGGUGAUACUAUAGUCUCACUGUUUCUAUCUGACUUUUGUCAGUAUACUUUGCUCAUCCUUGCAACAUUUUAACACUGUGUUGUCUCCCUUAGAGGCUGGAAGUGAGACAGAGAGCAACAUGGACUCUCAGACAGAUGAACUGGUCUCCUCUCCCUCAUUCGAUCUUCUAGCACAGAUAACCACUAAACCACGGUAACUACAGUCUGCAGUAUGCACAGUGUGCAGAUCAGUACUUGACUUGGGCAGGAGCUCACUGGAACUAAGUACCGGCAACUCAAAUGUUCUUCUGCUUGAGUAUGUGACCGACCAGCUCGAUUCGGUCUUAUGUAACAAAAUUUGAAAUUGUGUUUUUACAUUGGAUAAAAGUAGUGACUGGUAUAUCAUACACUACAGUUGAGGAACAAUGGGAAAGUAAUUCUGCUUAGAAAGUUGAUAAACUUGUAACCUCACUUUUGAGAAAAUGGCCUUUGAAUGUUUUGGUACACCCACUGGAGAGCUCUUCUUUGUCUACACCCAUUCAGCAUCGUUCACACCCUCUUAAGCUAUAGCCCCGCCCGUAAACUCAGAGCUUUGUCAGAUUGUCCGUUCGUAAAUUCAGAGCGUUUAGCUCUCUGAGCAUUUAGAGCGCACACUGGACGCUCUGGCCAAGGAGUAGGGUUGAUCAGAGCGUUCUGUCCUAACAACAGCAGUCAAGCACCCAAGCUAACUGGCUAACGUUGGCUAGCUUGCUAGCAACUUCCAGACACAAAUGAGAGAACAGCUCACUGACCAUUUUACUCACCCUAGCAGAGCUGGUUAGGCAGUUUUUAUGUUAUCCAGAGCGUUGGUGACUGCAACUGUGCUGCUGGCAACAAUUUAAUUAUGCUUUUUUGCCAACGUUUACUAACACCGGCCAUAUUCAACAGGUGUUGAGCGUUCGUAAAUGUGUCAGUUAUUCUGCACUAUGGGACACUCAGACGAGAGUGCUCUGAAAUCGGAGUAGAUAGCCAGUGCGAAUUUACCAGCUACGUCUAUCAACAGCUGUCGCAUUGACAUCAUGAACAUUCUAUUGAAAUGGUUACUUGCGUAGUGGAGUCUUUUGUUAAGACAUGUAGCUAGCUAAACUAUGAACCAUAAUCCCAACUCAUGACGUUACUACCCUGCAUGAAUCUGCAGGUAGCUAACCAACCAGGUUCAAUGUUAGUUAGCUAACAAUGCCUAUAACUAGCAAAGCAAAUGGCUCUGAGAUACGAAUAAUAUUACUACACAGAUCAUACACGUAACGUUAGCUAGCGAGCCAGCCAGCUAACGUUAGCUAGCUAGCUAACAGUAAUAACUUUAAAUGAAAACGACUUUCUGACAAAAUUAGAAACGUGUAAUAUCUGAAAAUGUAGCUAGGUAGAGUAUCUUACCUGUAUACAUGGAUGGACGCUUCUCCCUCUCUGCCAUGGUUGCCCUUAGUUUGAAGAUGUAAUCCGGAGACAAGUGUUUUCUCCAUCUCCUUAGCUAUCAUACUUUCAAAACUCGAUCUCUCGUCAUGUCCAGCCCACCCCUGUGGGGUGCCACAGGGUUCAAUUCUUGGGCCGACUCUUUUCUCUGUGUAUAUCAAUGACGUCGCUCUUGCUGCUGGUGACUCUCAGAUCCACCUCUACGCAGACGACACCAUUUUGUAUACAUCUGGUCCUUCAUUGGACACUGUGUUAACAAACCUCCAAACGAGCUUCAAUGCCAUACAACACUCCUUCAGUAGCCUCCAACUGCUCUUAAACACUAGUAAAACUAAAUGCAUGCUCUUCAACCGAACGCUGCUUGCACCCGCCCACCCGACUAGAAUCACUACUCUCGACGGGUCUGACCUAGAGUAUGUGGACAACUACAAAUAUCUAGGUGUCUGGUUAGACUGUAAACUCUCCUUCCAGACUCACAUUAAGAAUCUCCAAUCCAAAGUUAAAUCUAGAAUCGGUUUCCUAUUUCGCAACAAAGCCUCCUUCACUCAUGCUGCCAAACAUGCCCUCGUAAAACUGACUAUCCUACCGAUCCUUGACUUCGGCGAUGUCAUUUACAAAAUAGCCUCCAACACUCUACUCAGCAAAUUGGAUGUAGUCUAUCACAGUGCCAUCCGUUUUGUCUCCAAAGCCCCAUAUAAUACCCACCACUGUGACCUGUACGCUCUUGUUGGCUGGUCCUCACUACAUAUUCGUCGCCAAACCCACUGGCUCCAGGCCAUCUAUAAAUCACUGCUAGGCAAAUCCCCACCUUAUCUUAGCUCAUUGGUCACCAUAGCAACACCCACCCGUAGUCUGCGCUCCAGCAGGUAUAUCUCACUGGUCAUCCCCAAAGCCAACACCUCCUUUGGCCGCAAUUCCUUCCAGUUCUCUGCUGCCAAUGACUGGAACAAAUUGCAAAAAUCUCUGAAGCUGGAGACACUUAUCUCCCUCACUAACUUUAAGCAUCAGUUGUCAGAGCACCUUACCGAUCACUGCACCUGUACACAGCCCAUCUGAAAUUAGCCCGCCCAACUACCUCAUCCCUAUAUUGUUAUUUAUUUUGCUCAUUUGUACCCCAUUGCACAUCUAUCAUUCCAGUGUUAAUACUAAAUGUAAUUAUUUUGCACUAUAGCCUAUUUAUUGCCUUACCUCCAUAACUUGCUACAUUUGCACACACUGUAUAUAUAUGUAUUUCUGUUGUAUUUUUGACUUUGUUUUGUUUUACCCCAUAUGUAACUCUGUGUUGUUGUUUUUAUCGCACUGCUUUGCUUUAUCUUGGCCAGGUCGCAGUUGUAAAUGAGAACUUGUUCUCAACUGGUUUACCUGGUUAAAUAAAGGUGAAAUAAAAAAAUAAAUUAAAAAAAACUCAUUAUCUCAGCCAAUCAUGGGUAGCGGGAAGGUUGCUGUCUUUUUCUGUGGCUAAACCAACUAGGCUCGUAAUUUAACAAUUGUAUUCGUAUUUACAGAUGGCAUACAAGUUUGUUAUUAAGGCACAUGAAAGUUCACAUGUUCCAGAAGGCAUUUCUGCUUAAAAACACAUUUUGAUAAAAAAAAAAGUUAUGUUCAAAUGGCUCUCCUGUGAAUUAGUGACACGCGACAUACACCUAGUUUCCUGAAACGAGUCUCAUAUAGAAUAUUAUCUCAAAAGUAUUGAGGAGUUCCUGCACCUGAAUAUAAUUGGUACCGGCACCCAAAAUGAGCACCGUCACCUAUUUCAGUCCAAGUCAAGCACUGGUGCAGAUGUAGGAAUCUAUGAAUCUCUAUAAAAGCUACACAAUCUUAUACAGUAGAUUUUAGUAUGGUAAUGUUGGAUUUACCUCCAUAGUGUUGGUCGCAGGAACACUGGUGGAGUUGAGGAGGAGUGCUAUGAGAAUGACCUGGUUCAGGUGCUGGAGGAUGAGCUGAAGAUGGAGGAACUACUAAAACACAGACAGGAGCAAGAGAAAACCCGU